Messenger RNA from Dromaius novaehollandiae (emu), 3720 nucleotides. RefSeq names its product solute carrier family 25 member 15 (gene SLC25A15). The transcript has 7 exons. The coding region runs from base 621 to 1526 and encodes 301 amino acids. The record is from RefSeq and is a predicted model, not a curated record. NCBI's taxonomy places the organism in Eukaryota, Metazoa, Chordata, Aves, Casuariiformes, Dromaiidae. Gene Ontology annotation, biological process: mitochondrial L-ornithine transmembrane transport. Gene Ontology annotation, cellular component: mitochondrion. Gene Ontology annotation, molecular function: L-ornithine transmembrane transporter activity.
GGCGGCCGCGUGAUGGCGGGGAGGCGGGGGCGGAGGGAGGCCACGGCCGGCGCCGCUCUGGGGCCGCGGAGGCCCCCGGCGCCUCCGCCCCGCGGCCGGCCCGGGGGGGCAGGAGCCCCUCAGGGAGCGGCCCCGGUGCGCUGCGCUCGGCCAUUUCCUCGUGUGCCCCCUUCCUCCUCCUCCUCCUCCUCCUCCUCCUCCUCCUGCCGCCGGCGGGAGGAACAAGCCCCCUGGCGCGGGCCCGCGGGCGCUGUGCCGUGGGGCCCCCUCAAGUUCCUCCCCGAGCUCAGACCUGCUCUUUAUGUCUUUCUCUUCACCGACCAGGUACCUCGGGACAGCUGCGUUGCCCUCACCACAGCCCGCUGCACCCACGCCGCUGCCAGCCCGACCGGCAAGGAGCACGGCCGCCCGCGCCCCGCGGACCAGCGCACGGCCCACCAGCGCUCGGCUGCACUGGCCCGGGUCACCUUGAGGGGCGGCCCUCCGUCCUGCCCUCCGUCCUGCCUGCCGUGGCCCUCCGCCUCUACCGCGACCCGCAGCCCUGGAGUUCAAGUAUCUCAACACCUGCCAGGAAACUGGGGACUUUUCACUCUGUAGUAACCGAUAAACAAGUGUGAAGCAUGAGGAUGAACUCUGCUAUUCAGGCUGCUAUUGACCUCACAGCAGGAGCUGCAGGUGGGACUGCAUGCGUGGUGACUGGCCAGCCCUUUGACACAGCAAAGGUGAAGAUGCAGACGUUCCCUGACAUGUAUAAAGGAAUUGUUGACUGUUUUGUGAAGACCUAUAAACAAGUGGGGUUUCGAGGCUUCUACAAAGGGACCACACCAGCACUUGUAGCCAACAUUGCAGAGAACUCCGUUCUGUUCAUGUGCUAUGGAUUUUGCCAGCAAAUUGUGAGGAAAAUUGUUGGAGUAGACAGGAAAACAAAGCUCAGUGAUCUGCAGAACGCUGCUGCAGGCUCCUUCGCCUCUGCCUUUGCCACCCUUGUCCUCUGCCCCACAGAGCUGGUGAAGUGCCGUCUGCAGACCAUGCAUGAAAUGCAGUUGUCAGGAAAGAUAAUGCAAGGACACAAUACAGUUUGGUCAGUAGUGAAGGGUGUUCUUCAGAAGGAUGGUCCCCUUGGAUUUUACCGUGGCCUGUCGAGCACUUUGCUGCGGGAAGUCCCAGGAUAUUUCUUUUUCUUUGGAGGGUAUGAACUGAGCCGGACAUUCUUUGCCUCUGGGAGAUCAAAAGAUGAAUUAGGUCCCAUUCCUUUGCUGCUCAGUGGAGGUUUUGGAGGCAGCUGCUUGUGGAUUGCUGUGUAUCCUGUGGACUGUGUCAAAUCCAGAAUUCAGGUUCUUUCAAUGGCUGGAAAACAGACAGGUUUUAUGGGAACAUUUGCAAAUAUUGUCAAAAAUGAAGGUGUAUUUGCCUUGUAUUCUGGACUAAAGCCAACAAUGAUCCGUGCAUUCCUGGCCAACGGGGCAUUGUUCCUCGCCUACGAGUACAGCCGGAAACUCAUGAUGAACCAGAUAGAUUCUUACUGAUACCUUCCAGCAAAUAGAUAACAACCUUUUAAAAUGAGCAAAAACCUGUAGGUCACAGCAGGGUCUGAAUAGGGCCAAAUUGGUGACCUUAUUUUAAGGAACUCAGCUCCAAUUUAAGAUUUAUAACACUUUAAAUUCAAGUGAUUUUUUUUUCGAGACAUGAUGUGUACAUGUUUGUUGAGUCAGACUUGCAGAACUAUCUCCUUCCUGCACAUACUGCACUAUGUAUGUUGCAUGUCAUAAAGGUCUUUCCCACCUGGAAUGGUGUUCAGAAGACUUAACUAUGACCUGUUGGGCUUAAUGUAACAUGCAGUGAUAGACAUAGAUCUAUGGAUCAUGGAUUCAUUUAAGACAAAGCACUGUUUUAAAAAUUAUGCUGGGGUGGUUAAGUCCUCCAGUUGUAGCUGGCAAGCAUCUGUGACUCAAUAACUGCAGUCUUAUACUCAGCAAGGCUAGAUGACUUUGUCUAACCUUCAGCUAGACCUUCUCUGUGGCUCCCUUCUGCUCUGUAACUUUCCAAGGCCAAUGCAGUCAGCUUAUGACUCACAUACUCUGUCCCAGUGAAUGGGCUUGUAAAAGCAGGAAGUGUCCACUUCCCCCCCACCAUAUACACACAUUUAUACUCAUACAGGAUACAUGCAGCAUUUGUUAUAAGUGUUAUAGUUCUCUAGAUUCUUCUAAAGAGUGCUGGAACAUACUAAAUAUCAAUGAGUUAAACACUUGUAGAAAGGGGUACUGCUGGAAAUAGCUCUUGGCUCAAAGCAUGAAGUUGUAACCUUGUGCUGACUCCUAGUUAGGCCAUGUUGACCUGGACCAGUCCAUCUACUUGAAGGACAGGAAGCUGAAGAGGAAAAGAAAGGCAACACUGUGUUCUUAAAGAUGACUGAUCUUACAGUCUCUUAGGCUGGAUUAAUGCUGCAUGUGCCACUUGCUGUAUGUCUUCAGCUGAGUGGAGAAAGCUCAUAUGACUGGACCUUCAGGCCUGGAGGGUGUCUGCUUGUUCAUGUUACUUGAUUAAACAUGCAGCCCAAGGCCAGUUGGUCAACAUUGUCUAUAAUGAUAUAGUAGCACUUAUUUCUAGAUGCCACUUUCACUCUGCAGUAGGAUAUUUGGUAUAGAAGCAGGCUUUACCUUGUAUGAAGUGGCUGCUGUUUAUCCUGGAAAAGACCUGAUUUCAAAGUAGAUCUCAAAGUAGCAUGGCUCAUACAUCAUGCAUGGAACUGUAGAGAAGGAUGUUGACUGUGUGCUUAUAACAGCUAACUUAGGGUCCCAUGCUCUGUGCUUGGCAGAGCUCUUUGCCCACCAAGAUCAUCUGAGCUACAAUAGUUCUAAAGAAAUGAGUUUCUUCCCCACCCUAAAGAUUAGGUCACUAUCAUUGGAAAUACUAGCUAACACAGUUGUAGCCUAUAAAACUGAGCUGUUACAUUUCAUACCCCAGAAAGAAGAAAAAGUCUUUAGGCACAGAUGACAGAACAUCUCAGUACCUACUGGGGAACUGUAGUUCACUUAAAUUGGCUAUUCCACAGCAUUGCUCUAGCCUCCUAGUGAAAAGCAGUCUCUGCAGUUCUACAAACCCUUCUUCACAUGCAACAAGAACCAAUCAUUUCACUUUGAACACCCAUGAAAAAAAAGACAGUUGCAAGCAGCCUACAGCUGAGGACUCUUCAGUGACUAUUGCAACAUUACCUUGCUUGACUGCUGCACUAGGGGCAGUGCAUACAUAGAUGCUGUGCAUAGCCAGUACUUUAAGGAAUUUAUGCCAAAUGUUUGAACAAUUCAGCUAUGAAGGUGGGGCUUUCCAGAGGCAUUAGAAUUCAAGCUUAUCUAGCACAAGAUAAAAGGUAUAUUUGUGUUUGUAAUAGUUAUGGAAAGGUAAAAACUGAAUCCACACUAGUGGAAUACUCCAAUCUAUUUCUUAGAUUUGUCUUUGCUUUCAUUUUUUAAAGCUGACAGUUGGAAUUUUUAAUACAAAAGUUGAGGCUUCAAGAGAAGCAGGAUUUUUUAGAACUGAACUUACAGGCUGAAGUGGACAUGCAUUUUGAGAGUUUACCUUUUGAAGUUGAACUAAGCAGUAAUGUUUAAGUAUCACAACUGCCUAGGCUGUACACCUGUGUCAACUGUUGAGUGUUCAGCUCCCUGAAAACUUCAUAAUGUUGGGAUAAAAACUCAUGGGAAUAAAGUUUGAUUUGACUAA